GUGACUUGACGACAGCUGGUGGCCCAGCGGAAAAGAUAUCCCCCGCCGUUAGGAAAUAUUUUCCUUUCUGUGAUGUCAGUUCGGUGUUUGUUGAAGGCGGAUUGUUACUUGAGAUUUAAAUUUUGAUUACAAAGGAAGACAUUAUUGAUUAUCCCUGGGAGAUCCAGAAAGAUCGGCAGAAGUGGGGGAUUAAGAAGUGUGCCUACGGCAUACUUCCCCCGGAUUUCAAUUUGAAUAACGAUAUCUCCGGAGUUUCUUCGAUAGCUACAGGUGUCCAUGUCCUCUUGGGCCUUUCCCUUACAUCCCACGCUUUCCAACCGCUCUUCAAGUUCCCAAUUCCAGGGCUUCACUGGCCAGGCUCUCCUGAUCAUCAGUCGCCACCUCGCUUCCCCGACCUCAACUCUCCAACCUACUCAUCACGAGAUCGAAUAUCAACAUCCAUCGAGAAUAGAGAAUAGGCCUCUCAUCUGUUCAACAUGGCAUAUCCCGACGCACUGGAUCUCCUUCCGCUCAAUGACGCAGGAUUUGGGUAUCCAUCUGCGAGUUUGAGUGUGGGUGUGGGUGUGGGUGGGGGGUGUUUUCAUCGCGAGAGAGAUAGGCAGCCUAGAAAGGGACAUAAGAAAUCGAGGAGGGGGUGUUAUGAGUGUAAGAGGAGGAAGAUAAAGUGUCAAGAAACCCGCCCCACCUGCCAAAACUGCAGCCGUCUCUCCCUCCGAUGUCGAUACCUCCCAGACUCAGCCUCGAUAGUAACACGCAGCACGCCACUGCUGCAGCCGUUCUCGGCACUGCAGGUAGCGAAUGUGUUUAGUAUGACGGAUAUGAGGCUGUUUCAUCACUUCCUGGUGGCUGCGUGGCCGCAUCUGCCGGUUAGGGCGGAUAAUGUGUGGUUGGAGUAUGUGUUGCCUAUUGGGCAUCAGGUUAGUUCUUUUUGUGUUUGUUUUGUUUUGUUGGGGGUGAGGAGUUGGGGUUGUUCCUCUACUUUUAUAUGUAUUGAGGGAGCUUUCAUUCAUUCGACGAAUAUUGCUUGUUCUCUUUGGAGCUUUCCGCACAUAUUUCUACUUCCACUCAAUGUUUUGACUUCUCAUCAUCGUUUCUACUUUGUCGUUCCUAUCGUUAUCCACUCUCUUCUCAGUGCAGAUGUAAUCUUUCCCUGCCGAAAUUCUCCUGUCUAUUGGAAUGACAUAGGCAAGAAUAAGGCUAAUCAUCCCAUCCAGUGCGAAUACCUCAUGCACGCCAUGCUCGCCCUCUCCGCCUCCCACCUCGAACGCCUCACCCCCUCCCACCUAACCAGCACCGCCCAAUCCCACCGCCUCCUCGCCAUCUCCGGGCUCAACACCGCCCUCUCCCGGCUCCUACCAUCCAGCACCGACGGCGACGCCGCAAUAGCAACAUGCUAUGCUCUCCUCAUGCAGAGCUGGUACAUGGACGAUGGCUUAUCAGCAUCGAUUAUCCUGACUAGGAGUGUGAAUAGUACGACCAAAUGGGUGAGGGAGCAGAGAGUGAGGAGUUUGUUGGCGUGUGAUGAUGAGGGGACGAGGAGGGCGGGUAUGAAGGGGAGGUUGAGGGGUGCGCCGGGGUUUGAGGGCGGGUUUGUCGAUGGUGCGGUGGGGGCUUUGGGGGGGUUGGAGGGGUUGUGUGAGGGGGAGGGGUAUCAGAGGGGGUUGUAUGGGGUGUUGAGGGGGGCGUUUGAGAUGUUGAGGGUUGGUGCUGUGGCUUGCUACGACGCUUACAUCUCCCUCGACACAUUCCUCUCCUCUCUCCCCUCCGCCUCUUUAACCGAACUCCUCGACCCUUCCAUCCGCACGAACCAAAUCCUUCUCGCCUACCUAACUGCCCUACACCUUGUUAUGCGUCCUAUCUCUUGUAGAGAGCGCAGACAGUAUACGGUGUCAUUUUAUGGGAUUAGGAUGAGUACUUGGAUCCCAGGGAUUUGGAAUGAGUUGGGAAGGGGAGAGGUCCAGGGCUUUGGGAGUGGGAGUGGAAUUGAGGGUGGUAUUGAAAGGGAUGUGGACUGGAGGAAGUUGAUGGAGUGGCCGAUGUGGGUUAGUGGUUUGCAUGGAAGAGGGGAGUUGGAGAAGUGGAGUUUGGAAGGGGGUGCUUGUGCUAGUGGAAAGAGGAAGACAGAGAGAGUAGAGGUGGAGGUAGCUGAGCAGAGUUGGAGGAAGAGAGAGGAUUGAGGGAUCUGACAGAGUCUUGGAAAGAUAGAAAUCUAGCGAUGAAGAUGAGGUAGAUGAUUGUAUGGUUGAUGUACAUGAUGAUACUAUGUGACGCUUUAUCUAGACCAAACUCAGAAAUCCUUUGCUCGCCUCCUGGUCUAUUUCUACUUAACGUUUGCUUGAUAAACGCACUUACGUAUCUUUAUGACAGGUGUCUUACGAGUUCUUGAGGGUGAACUGUGAUUCAUACGGCAAGGUACUCAUCUGAAUAGUUCGGAUUGAGUGUUAUUCUUGGUGACUAAAGCUCUCGUGUUAUACUGCUGUUAGUGUGAC
Cadophora gregata is the source of this 2489-nucleotide messenger RNA. RefSeq lists its product as uncharacterized. The coding region runs from base 477 to 2177 and encodes 566 amino acids. The record is from RefSeq and is a predicted model, not a curated record. NCBI's taxonomy places the organism in Eukaryota, Fungi, Ascomycota, Leotiomycetes, Helotiales, Ploettnerulaceae. Gene Ontology annotation, molecular function: zinc ion binding; DNA-binding transcription activator activity, RNA polymerase II-specific. The transcript has 3 exons. Gene Ontology annotation, biological process: regulation of transcription by RNA polymerase II.